Messenger RNA from Microthlaspi erraticum, 957 nucleotides. The record is from the annotation of a GenBank genome assembly. Lineage: Eukaryota; Viridiplantae; Streptophyta; Magnoliopsida; Brassicales; Brassicaceae.
AUGGAUGUUAGAAUCCCCGAUGAGGAGACUGUAGGCAGCGAUGGUGCUACUGAGGAGCUGGUUGGAGAAGGCAUUGAUGAAACUAAUUCUGGUGAUGAAGGACAAGACGACAUUGUUGAAGAAAUUGCAGACCAUGGAAAGCAUUUUAACACUAAAGUUUUGUUCGGAGGGGUUCUACAUGACACAGAGGAUUCCUCUAUCGAGGAUGAGCUUCUCCGUGUUUCGGCAUAUAUAACAGAUACUGAAAGAGAUUCCUUUAUCUUGCAUGUUCCUGGGAGAAGUAAGAAAGGUAUUGAUACAAGAAAGAACACAGUAUCCAAGGAACAAGUCUCCGCUCAAGGAAUUUCAGAUCUGAUGCCACCAGAGGUUGCUGAGGCUCUCUGGGGUCUCGAGAAAGCUCCUUUGAAGGUAUCAAGAAAUGUGCGAGAGAUUGUCAAGCUUGCUAUAAAUCAGGCACAAAGAGGAAACCGGCUCUUUGAGUAUACAUCAUUUAAUAGAAUCGUAUCUCCUGAAAGCGACCUAGACCCUUUUGAGGGCCUAUAUGUGGGUGCGUUCGGACCUUAUGGGACAGAGGUAGUACAACUUAAGCGUAAGUAUGGUCGGUGGGAUGAUGCAGAGGGGAGUAACUCGUCAGAUACAGAGUUCUUUGAAUAUGUCGAGGCUGUGAAGUUGACAGGGGAUCCAAAUGUGCCGGCUGGCCAGGUGACAUUUCGUGCAAAGAUUGGGAAAGGGAGUCGCAUGAGAGAUCAUACAAUGUACCCAGAGGAAAUGGGAGUGGAGAAGGAAGGAUCGCAGACUUUGGGGUUUAAAAACCCAAAAUGGGUCGGAGGGCAGCUUUUAAAACUCAAUGGAAAGGGAAUGGGACCAUAUGUGACGGGUGUGGAUCUUGGAUUUAUAUAUUUUGGCCCUGAGAAGAGUUUCUUGGUCAUUUCCAACCGUCUGAGACUGCCUGAGUGA